GUUCACGCUAAAAACACCAUACAGGGAAGUGUACCUGGGCGUUCUCAUGCGGGCAGGGGACGCGCCUGGCGCGGGAUCGCGCGGGCGCGAACGCACCGCCCCCCAGCAACCCCGCAUGCGCUGACUCGUCUCCCAGCGAAGCCGCGCAGCUUCGCGGGGCCUGGCUCUUCCAAUCGGAGCCCGGCGUCCUCCGAGUGCUUAUCCUGGGAGCUGCGGGCUGCGGGCUGCGGCGGCCGGGAGGAAAGGGGCGGGCUGGGGCGGAGCCGGGAGGCUAGUGAAAGUCUGAAGGUCUGCGGAAGAUGUCGAGCCUCCGGAAGUGGCCGUUUUAAAUAUCGUCUCCCUGGGGUCCGUGCCCUUGUGUCCUCCUUUGCUAUUUGUUCCCCCUUCCUGGGUCCUAGAGUACGUCGGGUUUCAACAGUUUUUGCUCUGACUCCUGCGAUCGGCCUGGGUCUCUUUCUACCACUGAGAUUUGAAGCUGCUCCAGGGGUCUAGGGUGUGCGGUCUGGACCACGGGAGCCCCCUGAGAAGUGCAGAGAUGAGUACAUUCUGGAUGACCCACUGGAGGACUCAGAUGUGAGUCCUUUAGGAGAAGGCCUUUGAAAAUUACCACAAGGUCUUUUGUUUGGGAGUAGUAAUUUGGCCUCUUUGAUUUUAACAUUUCAUUAAAAUCCCUCAUUUAAGAAAAAGGCUCUGAAGAUUCAGAAAUGUCCCUGGACUUCACUUUCUUUCAAACUGAAUUCUGUUCUCCAGAGAUAGGCUCUACAUACUCCUUUUCCAGAUUUCAGCCCAUCUAAUCUCAGCUUGGACAGUUUUAAUCAUUAAUAAAGAAGUGUAUCAAAGAAACAGUGCAGUAUUUUGAAAGGGUUGGAAGACUUAACCAUGAGUUUAAACGCUCCAAGUAAUGCUACUGGUGAUACCCAAAGGUUGAAGAAUGCCUCAUCUGAUGUAAAACAAGUGCUUAAAAGUGAAACAGACUUGGAUAUUACUGCUGAUCUCAGAAGGAAACUCCAUCAUGCUAAGAAAGAAAAAUUAGAGAUAACAGCUAAGCACAAUGCAGAGCUGGCAAGCUGUGAGAGCCAGAUUGCCAAGCUACGAUCUGAAGUUGAAAAAGGAGAAGCCUUUCGACAAAGUCUGGAGUAUGACCUGGCUGUUGCUAGAAAGGAAGCUGGUCUUGGAAGACGGGCUGCUGAAGAAAGAUUAGCAGAGGCACACAGGAUCCGAGAAGAACUCUGUGCUCAGAAUAUAGAACUUCAAGGAAAGACAAAUGAGAUUGAGAAAGCAUUCCAGACUUCCCAACAGAAAUGGAAAGAAGAAUGCAGAAGAUUUGAAUGUGAUUUGGAGGGAAGAGACAAUAUAAUUCAAAAUUGCAAUCGAGAAUAUGAUUUACUUAUGAAAGAAAAAAGCAGACUAGAAAAAAUUCUACAGGAAGCCUUGGUAAAACAUCAGCAAGAGAAGAAUGAGAUGGAGUCUCAUAUCAGAGAGACAGCAUUGGAGGAGUUUAGAUUACAAGCAGAACAAUGGGAAUCUGAAAGAAGAGAGUUACAAUUCAUAGUGCAGGAACAAGAUAGUGCUGUACGAAAUAUGCAUGAGAAAGUAGAAAAAUUAGAAGCUGAACAUAUGAACUGCUCUGACCUUUUACAGCGACAAACAAGUGAACUUGAAUUUAGCACUCAACGAGAGGAACAUCUUAGAAAAGAAUUUGAGGCAACUACUCUACGAGUGAGGAAAUUAGAAGAAAAUAUUGAAGCAGAAAGAGCAGCACAUUUGGAAUCAAAAUUUAAUUCUGAAAUUAUUCAGUUACGGAUUCGAGACCUUGAAGGAGCUUUGCAGGUAGAAAAGGCCAGCCAUGCAGAAGCUGUUGCUGAUUUGGAAAUGAUCAAGAAUGAAUUCAAAGAAGUUGAAAGUGCCUAUGAGCGAGAAAAGCAUAAUGCACAGGAGAGCUUUGUAAAGCUAAGCUUAUUAGAAAGAGAGUAUUUCUCCAAAAACAAGAAAUUAAAUGAAGAAAUCGAGGAGCAGAAGAAAGUAAUUACAGAUCUUUCUAAGAGACUUCAGUAUAAUGAAAAAAGUUGCAGUGAAUUACAGGAAGAACUUGUAAUGGCUAAGAAGCACCAGGCCUUUCUAGUAGAGACAUGUGAAAAUAACGUGAAAGAAUUGGAAGCGAUCUUGGACAGCUUUACUGUGUCGGGCCUGUGGACAUCAGGCAUCCACAAGGACAAAGAUAAACCUCCCAGCUUCUCUGUUGUCCUUGAGACUUUGAGGCGCACCUUGACGGAUUACCAGAGCAAGCUGGAAGAUGCAUCUAAUGAGCUAAACAGCAUGAACGAUGCUAAGGAAAAAGCAUCUAAUGAACUUGAUUCUGCCAAACAGAAGAUAGAAUCUCACACUAAAAAUAUAAAGGAUCUUCAGGAUAGACUGGCUGAUGUCAAUAAAGAGUUAAGUCACUUACGCACUAAAUGUGCAGACAGAGAGGCUCUAAUAAGCACUUUAAAAGUGGAACUACAAAAUGUGCUGCACUGUUGGGAGAAAGAAAAGGCGCGAGCAGCCCAGUCUGAAAGUGAACUGCAGCAGCUUUCCCAGGUUUUCCAUAAGGACACCGAGGAGAAGCUAACCUUCCUUCAUACCUUGUAUCAGCAUUUGAUAACAGGCUGUGUGUUCAUAAAACAACCAGAAGGCAUGCUGGAUAAAUUCUCUUGGUCUGAGCUCUGUGCCGUCUUGCAGGAGAAUGUUGAUGCCCUGAUCGCAGACCUCAACAGGGCUAAUGAGAAGAUAAGACAUCUAGAGUAUAUCUGUAAAAACAAGUCUGAUACAAUGAGAGAACUUCAGCAGACCCAGGAAGAUACCUUUAACAAAGUGGCCGAGCAGAUCAAAGCUCAGGAGAGCUGCUGGCACAAACAGAAGAAGGAACUGGAGCUGCAGUAUUCUGAGCUCCUUUUGGAGGUACAGAAGAGGGCACAGAAAUUUCAAGAAGUUGCUGAAAAAAAUAUGGAAGAAUUGAACCGUACUGAGAAGUCACAUGAACAGUUGGUCCUUGAGAAUUCGCAUUUCAAAAAGGUGUUGUCACAGGCUCAAAAGGAACAAACCUCCUUGUUGGCAGCCUGUGCAUUGAUGGCUGGUGCCUUGUAUCCUCUCUAUAGCCGAUCGUGUGCCUUAUCUACACAGAGAGAUUUUCUCCAGGAGCAAGUCAACACCUUUGAGUUGUUCAAAUUAGAAGUUAGAACUCUAGCUCAGGCUUUGUCAACUGUAGAGGAAAAGAAGCAAGAGGAAGCCAAGAUGAAGAAAAAACCAUUCAAAGGGCUGAUACGCGUAUUCCGAAAAGGUGUUAUUGCAAUUUUGGCGGCAAACAGACUCAAGAUUUUGGGCCAAUCGUGUGUCUCUCUUUUUACUUGGAUGGAAAGUUUCAAAGAAGGCAUAGGCAUGUUAGUGUGUAUAGGAGAGCCCAAAGACAGGCAUAAGUUUCCAAAACAUCAGAAGGAACAGUUGCAUUGUUUGCGGGCACUCGGUUGGCUAACCAGUUCUGACCUUCUUGCUGCAAUUACCACUUCUAUGGCCGAGUUGCAGGAAGCUAUUAGUAAAACAGAUCCAAAUUCCAGAAUUUGUGGACAUUUACUCAUUGGUGCAGCCAAGAAUUCUUUUGCAAAACUCAUGGAUAAAAUUAGUUUGGCAAUGGACAGUAUACCUUUACAUAGUAGCAGGAGUAUUACAUACAUAGCAAAAGAUUCCCUGGUUCGAAGGUUGGCCCAUGGACUUCAUAAAGUAAAUACCCUGGCUCUGAAAUACGGUCUUCGUGGCCAGGUGCCCAUUUUGAGAAGCACAGCAUCAUUGCAGAAGCAAAUACUUGGGUUUACACAAAGACUGCAUGCGGCAGAAGUGGAGCGCCGCUCCUUGCGCUUAGAGGUCACAGAAUUCAAACGAAAUGUGAAUGAAAUGAAAAAGGAGCUUAACAAAGCCCAGGGUCUCCAAAUGCAAUUAAAUGAAUUUAAGCAGUCUAAAUUGAUCACCCAUGAGAAGUUUGAAAGUGCCUGUGAAGAACUGAAUAAUGCAUUACUUCGGGAGCAACAGGCACAAAUGCUGUUGAAUGAACAGGCACAGCAACUCCAGGAGCUAACUUAUAGACUUGAAUUGCAUUCCAGUGAGGAAGCUGACAAAAACAAAACUCUUCGAGAAGCUGUUAAGAGUCUCUCCGAGGCAAAGAUGGAGCUGAGAAGAAAAGAUCAAUCUCUGCGUCAGCUCAAUAGACAUCUUACCCAGCUGGAGCAGGACAAGCGUCGACUGGAGGAGAACAUCCAUGAUGCAGAGAGUGCCCUCCGCAUGGCAGCCAAAGACAAAGAAUGUGUUGCUAAUCAUAUGAGAACAGUAGAAAAUAUGCUUCAUAAGGUCAGAGAUCAGAUCUCGCUGUCACGGACUGCGGCAAGUAGGAAUGACUUCACCCUGCAGCUACCCCAACUGCACCUGGAGACCUUUGCAAUGGAGGGGCUCAAGGGCGGGCCAGAGGUUGUGGCGUGCCAGGGUAUGAUUAAAAGUUUCAUGGAUGUCUACCAGCUUGCAAGCACUAGAAUUGCUACAUUAGAGAAGGAAAUAACAUCUCAUCGAAGUCACAUUGCAACCUUGAAAUCAGAACUUCAUACAGCUUGUUUACGUGAAAAUGAAAGUUUACAAUCAACAGAGUCACGAGACCAUUCAACUCUCUCCAUUCCUUCAAGAGCUGCCCUUCCUGCUGUCACAAUUGGUGUCGGGGAUUUUUUGCCACUAAAAGCUGAACUGGAUACAACUUACAAUUUUUUAAAGGAGACAUUUGUAAAGCCUGCACCCCACGCUGGCACGUCCCCUCAUUCCUCUCCAGCGACCAUGUCUACUAAUGCCAAAAGACCAACUCAGAUUGGAUUAUGACUUUAUGAAAUAAAAAAAAAAUGUGGGAAGAGUUAACAGUACAAUUAAAAUUGUUUCAAAGGGGGGUUUUCAUAUCAGUUAAAUUUUGUUUCAGCACACGUGGCAAUAGGUUUUAAAUUGUAUGAUAUCUUGAUGUGUGCAGAUAUCUGUCUCUUGAAUAAUGAAAUAACCAACUUUUUUCCUUCUAAGUUUUAUUUAUUAUCACAGUUGCUCAUUUUUAUGUAACAUAUUUUUAAAUGUUAAAGAAUGACACAUUUUGGGUAAUUUCCUUCAGACUUAAAAAAAUCAAUAAGCCAUUUUAGUCUCUAUCUAUCAAAGUUGUUUCAUACUUGUCUAUUUUAAAGCAGGACUGCAAUACUUUAAUAGGAUUGAAAGAGCUAUUUGAAAUGUAUGCCAAUGAUUCCUGUCAUUUCAUGGCAGCCCUGCCAUGGUUCACUGAGCCCCCUCUUCUCUCUUGUCAGCUCAACUGAAGACAAGCAUUUAGUUGCAAACUUUAAGCAGGUUGUGCAAAACAGAAAUGAUGUGACUGCUUCUCCUCCUGCACAAUAAUGUCACUCCUGGUCAAUGUGAGAAGGUCAGGUUGCUCCUUGUAAAGCUACAUGAUACCACUUGCCCAUUUGAACAAGUUAACUGCUGAAUCUGGUCCCUGCAGACAUUGAAAACUCAUCUUUUUAUCAAGCCUGCCUGUGAUAAGAAAGUAGAGCAAUUGUGCUGGGAGGAUUUCUGUGGUAUGGUUAGGCGCUUUAUAAGGACAGUUCCCACACCAGUACAGCAGGUAAUACUUAAAUAGUAUAAGCUAAAAAACUUCAAGAUAAUGACUGUUUUGACCUUCAAAAUAGACUCCUUUUUUAUUUUUGUUGUUGGUAGAACCCGAGAGUGACGCCCAUCUUUGAUGCUGACAGAAUUUGAAACAAGGCCAUUGCCCUGUAUUUUCUGCCUUGUAGCACACAAAAGUAAAAUUGUAUGUCAGGCCGAGAUGUCGGGGAGCUGACAAGAUGCCCCAGUGACAUUUCAGCUAGAAAGAGCAAGUGUCUUGCAACCAAGUGGUCAAAUAUCAAAUAAUAGGUCAAGCAGGAAGGAGCUGAGUUCUGACCACAAAGAGGUUUCUGGUAACUUACUUGACAAGCUUUUGGGUGCUUUGUGGCUUGACAAACUGAUGUUCUGUUGGGUUUCACUAGACAGACUGUUCUUUAUCGCCUUGAGAAGAUCAGAUAUUGACAUUGAUUAAACUCUUUAACCCUUAAAGGUUAAAUCUUUGCAGUUUGCAUCAUGAUUAAGUGAAGAACAAAAGAAUAUUUGUAAUAUGUAUUUGUUUUUGUAUUAAUCAGUUAACUCCCUAGUGAUAUAAGCUUCUGAUGUGGAUAAUAACUUCUGACUGUAGUUUUUGAAAAAGACUUUUGAUACGAAAUCCAUAUUUUAUAUUAUUUUUCAUUAUGGGCACAUUAGAAAAUAACAGCAUUUAUUAUGGAAUCUGUAUUGUCUUUACAGUGAUAUUUGAUUCAAAAGUACCCAAUUUCUGAGAAUUUUUUUACUGGCCUUGGUAAAUAAAUUUGUGUACUAUUUAUGUUAUUAGCUGAAUUAGCCAAGUGAUAUAUGCCAUCUGAGGUAACACAGCACUAUUACUGUCAUACUUUGUAGCACAAUACUACUUCUUCAAGUGUUAAGCCAGUAUAAUUAGCUUUAUGUAAAUCUUUAGAAAGCUGUUUAUAAGGAGUAAAGUUACAUCUUUAACCAAAUUUCUCUUAUUUAUUUCCUUGGAAUUCUUUUUAUUAGCCAUUCUGGAUUUUGAGUAUUGCAAAAUAUGCUCUGUGUAAUCUAACGUGUGAAAUUCAAUUUUCAAAUUAUUAUAACACAGAAAAUGCUAUUGAUUGUUUUAUAUAGAUGAUAGAAUGAUUUCUGCACAUUACAGAACAUUUUCUUCUGCCAUUCCAUACAAUGAUGAAAAUGUCCAUAUAGAAGUCAAUAUACAGCUUUUUAGUCCACAUAACAUCACUGAGCUUCCAGUUCCCUCACUAGAAAAACAGUGUUACCCUAUUACUGAUAUUUCUAUGUUUGUGUUGAAUCUAUUUCGAGAUCCUACUAAUUUAAGAGGAAUGAGCACCUUUGUAAGCUCUGUCUUGGACAGACCUUGGUCUUCUUGCCUUAAUUUUAUAAUCUGUUCAUGGGAUAACACCAAAAAUAAAUGUGUAUGUCUCUCCAUA
Molecule: messenger RNA, 7088 nt
Organism: Manis javanica (Malayan pangolin)
Lineage: Eukaryota; Metazoa; Chordata; Mammalia; Pholidota; Manidae
Gene: CCDC171
Product: coiled-coil domain containing 171
Source: RefSeq, a predicted model, not a curated record